This is a messenger RNA of Chanos chanos (milkfish), 4001 nucleotides long. RefSeq names its product dihydropyrimidine dehydrogenase b (gene dpydb). Lineage: Eukaryota; Metazoa; Chordata; Actinopteri; Gonorynchiformes; Chanidae. Gene Ontology annotation, biological process: thymine catabolic process; uracil catabolic process. The record is from RefSeq and is a predicted model, not a curated record. Gene Ontology annotation, molecular function: dihydropyrimidine dehydrogenase (NADP+) activity; NADP binding; iron-sulfur cluster binding. The transcript has 23 exons. The coding region runs from base 1 to 3084 and encodes 1027 amino acids. Gene Ontology annotation, cellular component: cytoplasm; cytosol.
AUGGCUACGUUGCUGAGUAAAGACCUGCCGGAUAUAGAGAGUAUCUUGGCGCUGAAUCCAAGGGUGAAGAGCUAUGCUGUUCCACAUUCCACCGCCUUCAAGAAGAAGGAGAAGAAACAUUGGAAGAGAAACCCUGAGAAGAGCUGUGACACCUGUGUGAAGUUGGAGAACAACUUUGAUGACAUCAAACACACCACCCUGAGCGAACGUGGUGCUCUUCGGGAAGCAUUGAGGUGCCUUAAAUGUGCAGAUGCGCCUUGCCAGAAAAGCUGUCCCACCAAUCUGGACAUCAAGUCCUUCAUCACUAGCAUUGCUAACAAGAAUUACUAUGGAUCUGCCAAGGCCAUCCUGUCGGAUAAUCCUCUGGGACUGACGUGUGGGAUGGUGUGUCCCACCUCAGAGCUGUGUGUGGGGGGCUGUAACCUCUAUGCUUCUGAGGAGGGCCCUAUCAACAUUGGUGGCCUACAGCAGUUUGCAACCGAGGUUUUCAUGAGAAUGGGAAUCCCUCAGAUCAGGAAUCCUGACCUCCCUCCUCCGGAUCAGAUGCCGGAGAGCUACCACUCAAAGAUCGCUCUGAUUGGCUGCGGCCCUGCCAGCAUCAGCUGUGCCACCUUCCUGGCCCGUCUUGGCUAUGACAACCUCACCGUAUUUGAGAAGCAGAGCUACAUCGGUGGCCUCAGCACUUCUGAGAUUCCCCAGUUCCGCCUUCCCUAUGAUGUGGUGCAGUUUGAGGUCGAUCUGAUGAAGGACCUUGGCGUGAAGGUUGUGCUUGAAAAGGGACUGGGACAAAAUGGGAUGACACUCACCUCUCUAAAGGAAGAGGGAUAUCAAGCAGUUUUCAUCGGAAUCGGUCUCCCACAAGCUAACAAGCAUAAGAUCUUUGAGGGGCUGACCAUGGAGCACGGUUUCUAUACAUCAAAAGACUUCCUUCCUCUUGUUGCCAAAGCCAGUAAAGUUGGCAUGUGUAGCUGCCGCUCUCAGCUCCCAGACCUCCAUGGCAAUGUGAUAGUUCUUGGAGCCGGGGACACGGCUUUCGACUGUGCCACCUCUGCUCUCCGCUGUGGAGCUCGACGUGUGUUUGUGGUUUUCAGGAGGGGCUUCACCAAUAUUCGUGCUGUUCCAGAAGAGAUGGAACUCGCCAAGGAGGAGAAGUGUGAGUUCUUGCCUUUCUUGUCUCCCCGCGAGGUCAUAGUGAAGAAUGGACGUAUCACGGCACUGCAGUUUUGUCGCACGGAGCAGACAGACUCAGGGGACUGGAUCGAGGACGAGGACCAGAUCGUGCGCCUUAAAGCCGAUUACAUCAUCAGCGCUUUCGGCUCUAUGCUGAGUGACCCUGACAUCAUAGCGAGCAUGGUUCCCAUCAAACUGACCCGCUGGGGAACACCAGAGGUCAACAACGACACCAUGCAGACGAGUGAACCCUGGGUGUUUGCUGGAGGAGACGUUGCUGGGCUGGCCAAUACGUCCGUGGAGUCAGUCAACGAUGGCAAGCAAGCCUCCUGGCACAUCCACAAGUACAUUCAGUCUCUCUAUGGUCAGACAGUGGACACUACACCCAAGCUGCCUCUGUUCCAUUGUGCCAUUGAUGCUGUGGACAUCAGUGUCGAGAUGUGUGGCAUCAAGUUCCCUAAUCCGUUUGGCCUGGCCAGUGCUCCGCCUACCACCAGCACGGCUAUGAUUCGUCGUGCUUUUGAACAAGGCUGGGGCUUUGCUCUCACCAAGACUUUUGGACUGGACAAGGACUUGGUGACAAAUGUGUCCCCGCGUAUCGUGCGCGGUACCACCUCCGGUCACAUCUUUGGCCCUGGCCAAGGCUCCUUCCUCAACAUCGAGCUCAUUAGCGAGAAAACAGCCGCCUACUGGUGCAAGAGCGUGGCUGAGCUCAAAGCCGAUUUCCCAGAAAAUAUUGUCAUAUCCAGUAUAAUGUGCAGUUACAAUAAAGCCGACUGGACAGAACUCGCCAAGAUGGCAGAGGCCUCGGGAGCGGACGCUCUGGAGCUGAACUUGUCCUGCCCACACGGAAUGGGAGAGAAAGGCAUGGGACUGGCCUGUGGACAGGACCCAGAACUGGUGAGGAACAUCUGCCGUUGGGUGCGUCAGGCAAUCAAGAUCCCUUUCUUUGCCAAACUCACGCCCAACGUCACCAACAUCGUGGACAUCGCCCGCGCUGCACAUGAGGGAGGGGCAGAUGGAGUCACAGCCACCAACACAGUGUCUGGAAUGAUGGGUCUGAAAGCAGACGGUUCACCCUGGCCGGGCAUUGGCAAGGGCAAGAGGACCACGUAUGGUGGUGUCUCUGGAAAUGCUAUUCGUCCCAUCGCUUUGCGUGCUGUGUCAGCUAUUGCCAGGGCUUUGCCUGGCUUCCCCAUCCUGGCUACCGGAGGCAUUGACUCUGCAGAGACUGGUCUGCAGUUUCUCCAUGCUGGAGCCUCAGUUCUGCAGGUGUGCAGUGCAGUGCAGAACCAGGAUUUCACUGUGAUUGAGGAUUACUCUUUGGGUCUGAAGGCUCUGCUUUAUCUAAAGAGCAUUGAUGAACUGAGAGACUGGGAUGGCCAGUCUCCACCCACUCUGCGCCACCAGAAAGGCAAACCGGUACCACGCAUCGAGGAACUGGUCGGAAAGAGCUUGCCCAACUUUGGGCCUUAUCUCAUGGAGAAGACCCAGGCCGUGGCUGAGUACAAAAAGAAACUGAAAGAUGCCAACGACAACCUGGUCACUGACACCAAUGCAGCCAGGGUCUUCAUCCCCAAGAAACCAGUCCCAGCCGUCAAGGAUGUGAUUGCGAGAGCACUGAAGCACAUCGGGGCCUAUCAGGAGCUGAACAACAAGGAACAGGUCCAGGCCCUCAUAGACGAGGAAAUGUGCAUCAACUGUGGCAAAUGCUACAUGACCUGCAACGACUCUGGAUACCAGGCUAUUAAGUUUGACCCUGAGACCCAUCUUCCUGUAAUCACGGACAGCUGCACCGGCUGCACACUCUGUCUAAGCGUGUGCCCCAUCAUCGACUGCAUCAAAAUGGUUACCAGGACAACACCAUACAUACCCAAGAGGGGCCUGCCUCAGGUUGUUAAUCCUGUUUGCUAAGGCAGACAGUGGCACUACCUGACCGAAAGAGAGAGAGAGAGAGAGGGAGAGAGAGAGAGAGAGAGAGAGAGAGAGAGAGAAAGAGAGAGAGAGAUGGGGGUGUGGGGGUUGAGGGGGGUUCAGAGACAAGGACUGAGGUAUAGUUCACAGCAUCGAUUCCACUCAUAAUUGCAGUGUGAAAAAUUACCUUUAUUAUGAAAACGAAUAAUUAGUCUGGAGAAAUAAUUGCCUUACAUUCCCAAGCCAAUUAUCCAGAAAUAAUUGCGCUGGCGCAAAGAGUUGCAUUAUUUCUAAACAAUGGCCUGCAAUUGUUUAUUCCUGUGCCUCUCCCCAAGAUGUGAUAAUCAGAGGUGAGGGGGAGGUUCCACUGAGAGAGGUGUGUUUGUACUGUAGACCUGUGUGUCACAGACGAACGUCUGUAAACUGAUAACAGACCAGAGCUGACCACAUGUUAGUCUCAAUACCCAUGUAUGAUGUUUAUUUAGUGAGAACAAAUCACACAAAAUAUCUUUGCACAAUAAGGGAAAUCAUGUCAGCCAAAAUGAACAGUUAUUACUCUGAAUGGAUCUUCUGGUUCGAGGAAAAAUUAUGUUUGUGAUUAGUCAUAUGAUUUAUUUAUGGUCAAAUGAGAUUUGUUUUUGCAAUGAUAGGACAAUAUUUCACUGUAGCAGUGAUACCAGCAGCUAAUUUAGAGUUUUUACUAAUUGUCAUUGCAUGUUUUAGUAACAUCAGUCUGCUUUAUCUCUGUCUAAUUCUUAAAUUUGCAUUUAAAAAUGCAACGCUCGCUUUAUCUUUUAAAGUAGACGUUAGUUAUGCUUAACAAACCUUUCCAGUGAUAUUCAUGAGUGUCAGUUUAAUGCAUCUUUUAAUUCGUUUUAGAAAAGCAAAGCAUUCUUUGUGGAUUUAAAUAAAACAUU